GAGAGAGAGACACUAUUUAAUUAAUAUUGUUGGCCGGCGAAUGCGAUAACGAUAGCAAGCUUGGGGCGUACUUGUGUUUUCAAUAGUGCUAUUGUAGUGAAAUUUUUGUACGCAUACAAAAUUGACUAGGUUUACUGUAGGCAAAAAUAAAUGUAAAAAAAUUACCACUCACAUUUGAGCUUAUCUGAUUACCACUGUGUUGGACCAUAUAAUAACGGUGAUAACAGCGAUUGCGCAACUCAUUUGUAAUUGCUGCAUUUGAGAUUAUUACCCGUCUAACGGUGCUUGCUGAUUUGCAGUUAUCAGUUGAGCAGUGACUGGCCUGGAAUACGCGUAGUUCAUUUCUUUUUGUCCAGAAGAUUCAUUCAUUGAGGUUUUGCAGUUUGUGAAAUGUUUGCAUUACGCCGCACUCUAAAUAUGGCCUACGCGCCACAAAAGUUGACGCAAAGAUGCAAUUUUAAAGUUAAUUUCGGUGUCUCCGCGGCGAUGGCGCAGAAGGUACGUUCUGGACCCGUUGUCGAUGUGCUGGGUGAUGAGAUGACUCGCAUCAUUUGGCAGUCGAUUAAGGAUAAGCUCAUUCUGCCCUUCGUGGACAUCGAGCUGCACACAUACGAUCUGGGCAUCGAGAACCGUGAUAAGACCAACGAUCAGGUCACCAUCGAUUGUGCCGAGGCCAUCAAGAAGUACAAUGUGGGCAUCAAGUGCGCCACAAUUACGCCCGAUGAGAAGCGCGUCGAGGAAUUCAACCUGAAGAAGAUGUGGAAAUCCCCCAACGGCACCAUUCGUAACAUUCUCGGUGGCACAGUCUUCCGCGAGGCAAUCAUUUGCAAGAAUGUGCCUCGUCUCGUCUCCGGCUGGCAGAAGCCAAUUGUGAUCGGUCGCCAUGCCCAUGCGGAUCAGUACAAGGCCGUCGACUAUGUUGUGCCUGGACCUGGUCAGUUGACACUCACGUGGAAGGGCACUGAUGGCAAGGUCAUCAAUGAGGUUAUUAAUGAUUUUUCGGGUCCUGGCAUUGCCUUGGGCAUGUACAACACGGACGAAUCGAUUGUGGACUUUGCCCAUGCUUCGUUCAAAUAUGCGCUGGAUCGCAAGAUGCCGCUGUACAUGAGCACCAAGAACACAAUCCUCAAGAAGUACGAUGGUCGCUUCAAGGACAUCUUCGAGGACCUGUACAACAAGGAAUACAAGAAGCAAUACGAGGCCGCCGGCAUCUGGUACGAGCACAGACUUAUCGACGAUAUGGUUGCCUAUUGCAUGAAGUCUGAGGGCGGCUUCGUCUGGGCCUGCAAGAACUACGAUGGCGAUGUCCAGUCGGAUUCCGUUGCUCAGGGUUACGGCUCAUUGGGCCUGAUGACCUCGGUGCUAUUGUGUCCCGAUGGCAAGACUGUGGAGGCUGAGGCUGCUCACGGUACGGUAACGCGUCACUUCCGUUUCUAUCAGCAGGGCAAGGAGACCUCCACCAAUCCCAUUGCUUCGAUCUUUGCAUGGACACGUGGUCUGCUGCAUCGCGCCAAGCUGGAUAACAAUCAGCAACUGAAGGACUUCGCCGAUACACUCGAACAGGUCUGCAUCGACACAAUUGAGGCUGGUGCGAUGACCAAGGAUCUGGCUAUUUGCAUCAAGGGCAACCCAAAUGCUGUCGAACGCAAGGACUACCAGGAAACCUUCGAGUUCAUGGACACGCUGGCCAAGAAUCUGCAGAUCGCCAUUAAUAAGGGCUCCAAGCAGCAGGCAUCUCUUUAAGCACACACUCUAUAAGCACUCGUCAGAUGUCCUCAUUGUCAUAUUUACCUGUACAUAUGUAUGUGUGGAUGUGUAUCCUUAGCAUAUUUGAUGUUUUUCCCCUUUUAAAAUAGUUUAUAUUACAUGUAGUUUCCAUGUUCGUUCGUCUCUGCGAGACCUCAUUAAGAAGCUUGCUUUCGUGCAAAAUGUCCCGGUCAAAAUGUGAAACAGAAAUUUUUUUUAAAAAAAAUUAAUAAAUAUUUUUAUACCGCC
Messenger RNA from Drosophila hydei, 1995 nucleotides. It is a transcript of the gene Idh, whose product is annotated as isocitrate dehydrogenase [NADP] cytoplasmic. Gene Ontology annotation, molecular function: magnesium ion binding; isocitrate dehydrogenase (NADP+) activity; NAD binding. Gene Ontology annotation, biological process: isocitrate metabolic process. Lineage: Eukaryota; Metazoa; Arthropoda; Insecta; Diptera; Drosophilidae. Gene Ontology annotation, cellular component: mitochondrion; cytosol; peroxisome. The coding region runs from base 391 to 1743 and encodes 450 amino acids. The record is from RefSeq and is a predicted model, not a curated record. The transcript has 2 exons.